GGAAAGAGGGAGGAAGAGGAGGGCAUGCCUGUGGGUACAUAAUAGCCCAUCCUCUUCCAGAGCUGGUUAACCCUUUCUGCUCUGCCUUCCCUUUCUUCAGGAACAGCUGUGCAUGGUAUCCUCGCUCUGGAAAAUUAUUGCAGCUGGAAAAUCUGUCCAAAGAAAGGAAAACAAUCCCGUGGCCAUGUUGGAGGCUACGUUGGAUUGUGGGUUAAAGAUGGAGCAGCACGACAAGGCUUGCUCCGAUGUAGGCGUAGGGCUCCGUAUCAUUCAGGUCGGGAGAAGCAGGGAUUUCUUGGUUCGAAAAGCCUCGGAUGAUGACACGGAUCCCGCAGAUAUCCAGCGCCAGCGUUUCAGGCAAUUCCGUUACCAGGAGGCCGAGGGACCGAGAGAGGUCUGCGGCCGACUCCAUGUCCUCUGCCGGCAGUGGCUGAAGCCGGAGCGACACACCAAAAAGCACAUCUUGGAUUUGGUGAUCCUGGAGCAGUUCCUGGCCAUCCUUCCCCAAGAAAUGGAGAGCUGGGUGAGAGAAAGUGGAGCAGAAACCAGUUCCCAGGCAGUGGCCCUGGCAGAAGGUUUCCUCCUGAGUCAGGCCGAGGAGAAGAAGCAGGAACUGGAAAGAGGAGUAAAGCAGGAGCCAGAGACAUUUGUGUCCGCCAAUCUUCCAGAGCCGGAGAAGCUUCAUUGUAUGCCGAUGAUACCGUCCCUUUGUAGCAGUGGAUCAGAAGUGGCUUCUGAACUGAUGGAUCGGGACCCGAGGCCAUGCAAGAAGGAAGAUGUGCAUUUCAAUGAGGAGGAAUGGGGCCACUUGGAUCUGGACCCAGGGGCCCGCCGUGCGGAAGUCAUGGAGGAAAAGUGGGGGAACACAGCCUCUCCGGGUACAGAUGGAAAGGAAAAUGCAAAAAAAGAGCCACAUAGGAUGGUGUUGGAAGGCUACGGAGAAGACAAGAGCAGUAAAACCGAAGCAAAAGAGAAAAAGAAGGACCCAACGUCUGCUGCUCAGGGCGGCAAUGUCUCGGAAAGCUCCACCCAGGAGAAAACCAACAAAGGAAAGGAAGGGAGUUGGUGCCUUGUAUGCGGGAAAAGCUUCAGUAGUAAAUCCAGCCUCAACCUGCACAUGAGGACGCACACGGGGGAGAAACCGUACAUGUGCGUGGAGUGCGGGAAAAGCUUUGGCCAGAGCGCACACCUUACCUCUCACCAGAGGAUCCACACCGGCGAGAAGCCGUACGUGUGCGUGGAGUGCGGGAAGAGCUUCAGCCAGAAGAUAACGCUCACGUUCCACCAAGGAAGCCACACCGGGGAGAAGCCCCACAAGUGUCCGGAGUGCGGCAAGAUGUACAGCCGGAAGUCCUACCUGACUCGGCACCAGCGCAGCCACGCGAGAGGGAAACCUUACAAAUGCCUGAAAUGUGGGAAGUGCUUUAGUCACAGCCAGAACCUCCACUCGCACCAGAGGAUCCACCAAGGAGAGAAGCCGUACAAGUGCCUGGAGUGUGACAAGAGCUUCAACCAGAAGACCAACCUCACCAGGCAUCGAAGAACCCACCCAGCAGAGAAACUGUGUCCCCAAUUGCAGCUGGGCAUUGUUUGCACCCAUUUGCAAUUUCAUCCAAGUCCAAAGAGGGGUUGUCUUAGGCAAGGAAUGCACAGCUUUCAUGGCUGGGAUCACAAGGUGGUUGUGUGUUUUCCAGGCUGUAUGGCCAUGUUCCGGCAGCAUUCUUUCCUGACGUUUCGCCCACAUCUGUGGCAGGCACCCUCAGAGGUGUGUGAGGUCCCCAAUUGCAGGCCCAGUGCAGCUCCUGAUAGGCAUUUAGUAAACAAGACCCCAAUCCAGGGUUUGAUCCAAUUGGUGGCAUUUCUUUCAGAUCACAGACCAAAGAUGGACCAGGAAGACCCAAAGGAGGUCAUGGAGGAGAAUUCUGGGAUGGUCAGCUCAUCCGAGCUUGAUCGUCCCGAUCAUCUAGACAAUUUUGGAGACCAGGGCCCAAAGACAGAAGAGGAAGACGAAGACAUAGAAGAGAUUGUGGUGCCAGUGGUGGUGAAACCGUUUACCUGCUUGGAAUGUGGGAAGAGCUUCCGUGAGCGGCCCAGCUGGACUUCGCAUCAAAGAAUCCACACGGGCGAAAAACCAUACAAAUGCCCCGUCUGUGGGAAGUGCUUCCGCACCAGCAGAAACCUCCGCUUCCACCAACGAAUCCACACUGACGAAAAGCCAUUUAAGUGUCCUGAGUGUGGCAAGGGCUUCCGUACGAGCAAAGCCCUCAGUGUCCAUCAGCGAACUCAUACGGGAGAGAAACCCUUUAAAUGCUCAGAGUGUGGAAAGUGCUUCAGCCAGAAGACAAACCUCACUUGUCAUCAAAGGACCCACACCGGAGAGAAGCCGCACAAAUGCUCCGAGUGUGGCAAGAGCUUCCACCAGAAGACUAAUCUGACGUAUCACCAAAGAAUCCACACGGGGGAAAAACCCUAUCAGUGCUCAGAGUGCGGGAAAAGGUUUGGACACAUUGUGAGUCUCACCGACCACCAGCGGCUUCAUACGGGAGAGAAACCUUACAAGUGUUUGGUGUGCGGAAAGGAUUUCACAACGAGCAAAUACCUGAGUUAUCAUCAGAGAAUCCACACUGGAGAGAAACCAUUCAGAUGUUCGGAGUGCGGCGAAAGCUUCUGUUGGGCGAACUCCCUUACUUUACACCAGCGGCUUCACACAGGCGAGAAACCGUACAAAUGCUUAGAGUGCGGGAAGAGCUUUUGCGAGAGCACCAGCCUGACUUCGCAUCAAGCCAUCCAUACCGGGGCCAAACCGUAUCAGUGCCUCAAGUGUGGAAAAAGCCUGAGCAGCAAAAAAUCCCUGACUUCCCACCAGCGCAUUCACACCGGAGAGAAACCCUACAAAUGCCUGGAGUGUGGGAAAAGCUUCAGCAUGAGUACGAACCUCACUUCUCACCAGAGGAUCCACACUGGGGAGAAACCAUUUAAGUGUCUGGAGUGUGGCAAGUGGUUUAGCCACAAAACAAACCUGACUUCGCAUCAGAGGACCCACACUGGGGAAAAACCUUACAAGUGUCCGGAGUGCGGGAAGUGCUUUGGGCACAGGGCACACCUUAGCAAUCAUCAGAGGACGCACACAAGAGUCAAGCCCUACCAGUGCCUGGAGUGCGGGAAGGGCUUUGGUGUGAGCACCAGUCUCCGUAAGCAUCAAAGGACCCAACACAUGGAAAAGACACAUCAGUCCAUCAGUGCGCAGAUUGUAGAAAGCUCUUCCGCUGAAGCCAAAUCUUCAGUAGAUAUUACAGAAUCCACAGAGGAGAAAUCAAUCAUGACCAAAGAUGGUCCUUUCGUCAAAAAUGGCGAGGGGCCUGUGCCUGAGGCCUCGCCCGGCCCUUCUUCUCGCAGAGGAGGUAAUGGAGCGGGAGGUGGCUGCCCUCCGCCGCCUCCCCCGCCUCGGCCUUCACCCUCGGCCCCUUUCCACGAAGACCACCGCCGGGAGCUGGAGGCGUUGAGGACAGAGCUCGAAGCCGAGCGUCUCCGUUCCCAGGAGGCCCGGCGCCGCUUCGCCUUGGAGGCCAGGGAGCUGCGUGAGGCGGCAGAAAAGGAGCGGCAGCUGCUGGUUGACCAACUCCGCUCCAAGUGGGAGCAGCAACGGGCCCGCGAGCUUCACCAACUCAAGGAGGUUGGGCUGCGGGAGCGCGAGGCCGAGAUCAGGCAGCUGCUCCGCUGGAAGGAAGCCGAGCUACGCCAGGCCCAGGAGCUGCUGCAACGGGAGCGUGACGCUGCUAUGCGUCAAGCCCGGGACCUCCAACGCCAGCUGGCUGAGGAGCUGGUGGGCCGAUGCAAAGGACAAGGACAAGGCCUGAGCGGAGAAGGCCGUGCUAAGCUCCAGGAAGUUCUGGGCAAGCUCCGCUGGGAGGUCGACGGUGAACAGGCCGCCCGCAUCCGCCACCUCAAGGCCGAGCUGGAGCUGGAGCGGAGCCUGUUCCUCAAAUACAUCCUGCAGCGCUUCGAGGGGGAGCAGCCCACCCUGGGCUUCUCGCCGAGGGGCCCCAAGAGCGGGCCUCACUCCCUGAGCAGCCUCAUGGCCGCCUGCCGAGCCUCCAGGUCUCAUUCCUUGGAAGGCGGCCUGAACCACAGCUGCGAGUCUCCCAAAAAGCAAGGACGGAGCUGCUGUGCAUGGAGCAAGAGCCACAGCUCCCGGGAGCAGCAACAGCAGGCACCUGAAAAUGCUUUGGGAAAGCCGACGACCGUGGAGGACAAGAGCCACUUUCCAGAGGAACAACAGACACUGAAAAAUAUUUUGGGAAAGGAAGUGCCCAUGGAGGUGCCCAUGGUGAUGCCCAUGGAGGAGCCCAUGGAGGUGCCCAUGGAGAUGCCCAUGGAGAAGCCCAUGGAGAAGCCCAUGGAACAAGAGAUACCCAAACAUAUUUUGGAAAAGGAGACGUCCAUGGAGACCAACAACCGCAGCUCCCAGGAACAACAGAAGACGCCUCACAUUACUUUGGGAGAAGAGAUGUCCAUGGAGAAUGGAGUCAAUAAAGGGGAGGGUGAGGAUGUGCCUCUUGAAGAGAAAGAAGCCAGUGAAGAAACUGGAGGACAGGAGCAACCUCAAGACCAGCAGGCGCAAGAAGUGCUGUCUGGAAGUGGUUAUGACCAGCUGGUGAAGCAGAACGCAGAGUUUUUGAAAGCGCUGGUGGUUCUGGAGCAAAGAUGCACUCACCUCAAGAACGAAAACACCUUACUGAGGAAGAGCAGCUUCCCAGAAAUGCAGGACAAAGUGAAGCGGCUAAAGAAGAAGAAUGUGGAGCUGGCAAGCAUUGCCAAGAGGCUGGAGGAAGGAGCCAAGCGGCUCCAAGAAUCCAGCCUCAAAUUUGGCAGCAGCUCCAUCCCAGUGGCCAUGAGUCGCUCGGAUAUGGAACUGUACAAGACAUCGUUUGCUCGGCAAAGGGCCAAAGACUUGAGCGAACAAACCAGUGUCAUCCUGGCUAAAGAUCAACAGUUAGAAGCCUUACGGAGGGAAUGCUGGGAGCUUCAUUCCAAGCGAUCUGCAGGCAAAGAGAGCCAGUAUAUGCUGAGUAUCUGCGAUUUUGAGCGCUUGCUGCGGGAAUCUCAGAAAGAAGUUCUGCGAUUACAGCGACAGAUUAUGCUUAAGAACCUGAGGGACUCUCUUGAGCACUCUAAAAUGAAUUCAGAUUCUAUAUCUUCAUCUGUUAGCACACAGGAAACCUCACUAGAUACACUUUUAGAGAAGACGUCUUUGCCAAAGGAGACACAAAAUAUAUUGGUAAAUAAUGUAGAAUCAGAAUCGCUGCCAGCGGGAAAUGGCAUCGAGAACAAAGGCAACAGCCUUUUAAAAACAGACCCAGAUACCGAAUAUCGCCUUCAAGUAUUAACAGAAGAGCUUUCUAGUAAAAGCAAAGAGUGUGAAAUCCUCGGACGUGAAAUGGAGGAGAAGCAAAAGAGAUGUGAUGAUCUGGAAACACAGCUCAAAGAAGUACUAGACGAAAAUGCAAGGAUUACUGAGGAAAAUUCCCAUCUCGAAAAGAAGAGUGAAAUGGCACAGAAAAUGGAAAAUGAAAACACGGAGAUCAAUGCGAAACUAAUGCAGGCAACUGAUGCUCGUAAUUCUGCUGUUCAGUUGACCAAGGGACUUGAGAGCAAAGUGGAGAAUUUGGAACAAAUCAUUAGAAAUUUAAAAGAAAUCGUGGAAAGAAGGCAACAGCUAGUCUCCGAACACGAGCAAACCCUGCUAGUGCUGCAGACAAAAGAUGAAGAAAUACAACAGCUCCAACAAAUCCAGGCAAAAACGAAAAAAGAAAAUGAAGAAACGGUAGAACAGCUUAAAGCUCGAGUGAAAGAAUUAGAAAACCAACGUCACAGCCAAACCGAAUGCUUUCACCGUCUGUCCCGAGCACAUGGGCAAUUACAAAAGAAGAAAUCUGAAAUCUUAGAACUGGAGUCAUCACGUGCAAGCUACACUUCCGAAUCAAUAACCUAUCCCCCAAAAGGGAAUGAAGACAAUUUUCACAUCAGUGGAAAAAGUGAAAAUUGUGAUAAAAGCCCUCCAGUUGCUUUGCUGCAAAACGCCAAAGUGUUUGAAACUUACUCAAGUGCAUCUAAAUCAGAUUCCAUACAAAAUAGCUCCCGGUCUCGUUCGAAUCCAAAAGAAGACACAACAGAUGAAAUACAAGAACCAGAAACUGAUAAAAUAUCCAUGAAUCUUGAGUUAGAAAAUCGAGAUCCUACAAAACUUCGUGUCUUUCUAGCACGCUACAGCUACGACCCUUUUGACGGCCCAAAUAAAAAUCCGGAGACGGAGCUUCCGCUUACAGCCGGAGAAUAUGUUUACAUCUGUGGGGAAAUGGACGAAGAUGGCUUCUAUGAAGGGGAACUGAUGGAUGGCAGGAGAGGGAUGAUUCCCUCCAAUCUGGUCGAGGAAGUUUCGGGUAACGAUCUAAUAAGUUUCCAUCCUUUGGAGGCAUCCUAUCAUUGUUACCAUGAAAUAGGCUGCCCGUACCGAAAUGCCAGCAGCGAGGAAGGGAAUGACAACACUGAGGAAGAUCUGUGCAUUAAUCUCUUGUCUAACGAAUUCAGAGGGGAAAUGUGCGAUGACCAGGCAGUCGUGCCUUAUCCCCGGAAUCUGACUCUUAUCAGGAAGUUUGAUACAUCUGUCAUUAUUGGCUGGGAUCCACCACAGGCACCAAAUAACCGCGGAGAGGUACAUAGCUAUAAUAUUUAUGUCAAUGCCGAUUUAUGUUGUAAUGUCAAGCACCGCAGGCAGAUGAAAGCCAUGAUUGAAAACCUGGCUCUGAAGUUCCAUUCCUAUCGGAUAUCAGUACAGAGUGUGACCGACAAAGGACUUUCUGAUAAGCUGCAAUGUACUUUCCUCGUAGGACACGGUUUCCGUAUUGCACCCACCCUCUUGGAGCUUCGGAGUGUCACGGCAACGUCAGCAGAAAUCACUUGGUUGCCAAGCAGCAGCAACUAUACCCAUACCGUUUAUCUCAAUGAGAAAGAAUAUGAUGUCACAGAAACGGGGGUCUAUUGGUACACUUUCCGGAACCUGAAACCUAACAGCCAGUACCAUGUCAAAGUGGAAGCUCGGGCUCAUUUUGAAGAGCUGGAACAGAAAUCAAGAGAAAUGACAUUUACUACCUUAUUAGUAGGACUGCCAAAUCCUCCCCUCGAUGUCCAGGUUCAUCCAGGUUCUUCUGCAGAGUUUCUGAAUAUUAACUGGUUGCCAGUAACAAUCGAUGCAGCAGGAUCAUCCAAUGGAGUGAAGGUCACUGGCUAUGCUGUUUAUAUAAAUGGGUGGAAGGUAACAGAAGUCAUGUCACCGACAGCUGGAAGCGUCUCGUUAGAAACAACUCAGCUACCUAUGUUUCACGGACCCUGUAUGGUGUUUGUAAAAACCUUGUCCCCAUAUGGAGAAUCUGUGGGGUCUGUGCCAGCGUUAAUCCCAGCCGCUCUGUUGGACUCCACUCAUUCUUCGUUGCCAAUCCCUGUUGCUGAGCAUGACGAUGGGCACAUUGCUACGGCAAGCAAUGCAUCUCUGCCUUUUCACUCCCACCUGUCUACGUCCAACGAGGAUAACAAUUUCACCAUUCACUUUACUUCAAGUUGCAAAGAGUCGGACCCUUCCACGCCAGUGGACGUUUCUCAGAAUCAGGAGUCCUUGUCAACCUGGGCAACUCUUCAAAACGAAGAUAACGUGUUUUCCAAUCUGUCUUCCUCUGUUUGGAAGCAGUCUUCCGAGUGUGUUUUUCCAGCGUCAAGGUGGGACAAAUCAGCCCAUUACGCCCAAGCGGAAUCACAAGACUCUCAAAAGAAAAGGUCAAAAAAGUAUUUACUGAGUAAAAAAACUCCCACACUUAAAAGCCAACCAGGCAGCAAAAAGGGCAGUGUUCAUCCAGUGAAUAUUUCAAAAGAUUCAUUUUCUCAACGCUACGUCGAGAAUUCUGGCAAAUGUUUUUGGACCCCCAAGUCCAGUGUUCCUUCAGUAGAGUUUCUACCCCAAAAAGGUGGUUCGAGACGCACGGGACCAAGCAAUAUCUGUCCCGAGGAAGAACCUGAUCGCUUGUUGGAGAGGAAACACAGUAAACAGAUAAAGCAGUUGUGCAAAGCGUUCUCUAACACGAAGGAGGCUACAGCUGAAACAGAGCAAAUAUCAAGACCUGGAAGUUGGCGGUCUCCUCGUGGUCACCACAAUAAUAAUUCUGAUUCCUCGGAAGAGGAAGAGUAUAAAAUACAUUUCACUUGCUCAAAAGCUGCUGGGAUGCAGGGGAGGCCCAUGUCUCCUGGAGAAGCGGCAGAAAACGAAAUGAUAACCCGCCAAACCGUUCCCUCGCUGCCUAAUUCAAGCCCUCAAGGGAACUUAAUGUCAGGAAGUACGCUUAAGGAUGACUCAGAAAGAUUAUUUGUAGCCCUUGUUGACUAUGAUCCUCUAACAAUGUCUCCUAACUCCGAGGCUGCUGGAGAGGAAUUAUCCUUUAAAGAGGGACAAAUCCUAAAGGUGUUUGGAGACGAAGACGCCAAAGGAUUUUAUAGAGGCGAAUGCGAAGAAAAACAAGGGUAUAUUCCUUGCCAUAUGGUAUCCGAGAUUUACAUUGAAAAAUCCAUCAAUUCUCCCAAACCUUCAGAUAACACCUGGCAGAAGAAGGAGGAAUUCUUUCACUUUGCAAGCAGCCUGGAAGAACAGAAUAAAGAUGGAAGGGCGAGAAUCGGCUGGUCUCCGAUGCCAGCCUCUUUUGCAGAUGAGACCACCACGGUGGAGAAGUCUUCUUUGGACACCUGUUGCACUAUCCAGGUUGGAGACAGAGAAUUUAUCACAGUUGAAAUAGAAGCAACUCCAUUUAAAUGUCUGGAAUAUGGAAAGACAUUCAGCCAGAAGGAUGUGCUCACCUGUCGCCGAGCAAGUCACACACAAUGCUUGGAGUGUGGGAAGAACUUCUGUCCCAAGAAACAAAUUGUCCAUCAUCGGUCAUCUCACAAGGGAGAGAAACCAUUCAAAUGCUCAGAGUGUAUCAAGAGUUUCAAUCAAAAGGCAAAACUUGUUCGGCAUCAAUCAACUCACACAGGAGAGAAACCAUUUAUGUGCUUGGAAUGUAGAAAGAGCUUUGGCCAGAAAGCAGACCUUGUUCGUCAUCAGUCAACUCACACAGGGGAGAAGCCAUUUAUAUGCUUCGAGUGUGGAAAGAGUUUCAACCAGAAGUCGCACCUUGUUGUUCAUCAGGCAAUUCACACAGGAGAUAAACCGUUUGUGUGCUUGGAUUGUGGGAAGUGCUUCAAUCAGAAAUCAAACCUUGUUUGUCAUCAGAAAACUCACACGGGAGAAAAACCAUUCAAGUGCUCAGAGUGUGGAAAGAGCUUCUGUCGAAAGGCACACCUUGCUCUUCAUCGGUCAACUCACACAGGGGAGAAACCAUUCAAAUGCUCCGAGUGUGGAAAGGGCUUCAGUCGGAAAGUAUACCUCGUUCUUCAUCAGUCAACUCACACAGGGGAGAAACCAUUUAUAUGCUUCGAAUGUGGAAAGAGCUUCAGUCAGAAGGCACACCUCGUUUUUCAUCAGGGAACUCACAUGGGAGAGAAACCGUUCAAAUGCACAGAGUGUGGAAAGAGCUUUUGUCGGAAGUCACACUUCAUUCGUCACCAGUCAACUCACACAGGAGAGAAACCAGUCAUGUGCUUGGAGUGUGAAAAGAGCUCCAGCCAGAACAGAAACCUUAUUAAUCAUCAAAGAUGUCACACAGCAAAAAAGGACCUCAUCACACGGACCUUGAGAAGCUUUGGGAUGAUCUGUCUAGCAAAGGGAAUCCUAGGACCUGGUUGUACGCUCGGCGGCAGGAACGGAAGCCCCCGGGCAUGUCUUGCUGCAUGUGCGCAUCCCUUCCGGCUGUGCAAUGCCAAUGUCAGGCUGGCAAAACGUGGCGAGGUGGGGCAGAAAGCAACGGGUGGCCCAGCCUCACCAUUAGGAACCAUUGUGCCUCCGUUGCUGCUGCUUGCUUCCACUUUGGAGGCCUCUGAGAUGCACAGAAUAAAGAUGGAGGAGCAAGAGUCAUCUGGUUCCCAGUUAGAAACCUUUUAUCCUGCUUUUAAGACAGAGGACACUUGGAAGAAAGGCAAUGGAAACAGUCUGCUCCACUCAGACCUUCAGUGCCAACUCUUCCGGCGCUUUCGCUAUAAGGAGGCCGGUGGGCCAAGACAGGUUUGCAGCCGCCUCCACGAUCUCUGCCGCCAGUGGCUGAAGCCAGAGCAACACACCAAGGCUGAGAUGCUGGACCUGGUGAUCCUGGAGCAGUUCCUGAGCCUCCUGCCCCCAGAGAUGGGGAGCUGGGUCCGAGAGUGUGGGGCAGAGACCUCUUCCCAGGCGGUGGCCCUGGCGGAAGGCUUCCUCCUGAGUCGGGCAGAGGACAAGAGGCUGGAAGGACAGGUGCAGGAAUAUUUUGCUUAUGAGAACAAUGAUGUGGAGAAGUCUCUUUCGGACACCAUUUGUGUUGUCGUGGUUGGAGACGGAGAAUACAUCACAGUUGGCAAUGAAACAUGGCCAAGUGGUAGUAGCACAUCUUUUCACGAUUCCUUACUAAGAAGAGACUCUGAGAGACCAGAUCAGGUGACUUUUGAAGAUGUGGCUGUGGAUUUUACAGAGGAGGAGUGGGCCCUCUUGGAUCCCGAACAAAGAGCCUUGCACCAGCAAGUCAAGGAGCAGAACUUGAGGAUCAUGUCCUUUAUGGAGGCGACACCAUUUAAAUCUUUGGAAUAUGGAAAGAAUGUCAGUUGGAAGGAACCGCUCACCUGUCAUCCAGCAAUUCACAGACCAGAUAAACCAUUUAAAUGUUUGGAGUGUGGAAAGAGCUAUUGUCACAAGAGACAUCUUAUUCGUCAUCAAUCAACUCACACAGGACAGAAACCGUUUAUAUGCUUUGAGUGUGGGAAGAUCUUCAAUCAGAAAUCACAUCUUGUUGUUCAUCAGGCGAUACACACAGGAGAGAGACCAUUUAUAUGUUUUGAGUGUGGAAAGAGCUUCAGUCAGAAGUCAAACCUUGUUGUUCACCAGGCAACUCACAGCAAAGAAAAACCCUUUAAAUGUUCAGAGUGUGGAAAAAGCUUCUGUCAAAAGAUACACCUUAUUCGUCAUCAGUCUACUCACACAGGAGAGAGACCAUUUAUGUGCUCAGAGUGUGGAAAGCUUUUCAGCCAGAAGUCACACCUUAUUUUCCAUCAGAGAACUCACACAGGAGAGAAACCAUUCAAAUGCUCAGUGUGUGGAAAGACAUUCAGUCAGAAGACAUCGCUCGUUCUUCAUCAGUCAACUCAUACCGGGGAUAAACCCUUUAUAUGCUCAGAGUGUGGAAAAAACUUCAGUCAGAAGGCUGAACUUGUUCAUCAUCAGGCAACUCACACAGGGGAGAAACCAUUUCAAUGCUUGCAGUGUGAAAUGAGCUUCAAACGGAAGUCACACUUCAUUAUUCACCAGGAAACUCACACAGGGGAGAAACCAUUUAAAUGUUCUGAGUGUGGAAAAUGCUUCAGACGGAAGUCACACCUUGUUAUUCAUCAGGGAACUCACACAGGAGAGAAACCUUUUAAGUGCUCAGAAUGUGGAAAGUGCUUCAGUCAGAAGGCAUACCUUGUUCGACAUCAGGCAACUCACAAAGGAGACAAACCAUUUCCCCUGGAGUGCGGAAAGAGUUUCAGUCAGAAGAGAAACCUUAUUAACCAUCAAAUCUGUCACAUGGUGGUGCAGGUAAAGCUGGAGGAUGACAAGUUCCCUUUUUUACAUCAGAGUCACUGAGUUCAAAAUAUUGACUUAAAAACUUAAUAACCUGAUAUCUUUCUCUGAAAGUAUUCAUGUUUAUCUUAAGAAAUGGCCACCAGUAUUUCUGCCUUACAAAAUACAAGGGUUUUUUUU
Messenger RNA from Anolis carolinensis (green anole), 11902 nucleotides. RefSeq lists its product as uncharacterized. Gene Ontology annotation, biological process: regulation of transcription by RNA polymerase II. The record is from RefSeq and is a predicted model, not a curated record. NCBI's taxonomy places the organism in Eukaryota, Metazoa, Chordata, Lepidosauria, Squamata, Anolidae. Gene Ontology annotation, molecular function: DNA-binding transcription factor activity, RNA polymerase II-specific; RNA polymerase II cis-regulatory region sequence-specific DNA binding; protein binding.